This is a messenger RNA of Auxenochlorella protothecoides, 1098 nucleotides long. Its product is annotated as Ubiquinol-cytochrome c reductase complex chaperone CBP3-like protein. Gene Ontology annotation, cellular component: mitochondrion. Lineage: Eukaryota; Viridiplantae; Chlorophyta; Trebouxiophyceae; Chlorellales; Chlorellaceae. Gene Ontology annotation, biological process: mitochondrial respiratory chain complex III assembly. The record is from RefSeq and is a predicted model, not a curated record. The coding region runs from base 1 to 1098 and encodes 365 amino acids. The transcript has 6 exons.
AUGCUUCGCCAGAUCGGGCGAUGUGGAGGGAAGGGCGUUGCAGCGGCUGAUUUGGCCGUAAACCAGUUUGCUGCAUGUGCAGGGGUGCAGACCUGCAGGGUGUUCUGCGCCCAAACCUCCACAAGGCAGGCCCUGCUGGACCCACUGGUGACAUCCUCCCCACUGCGGCGCGCCGCGCUGCGGCUCUUCGGCUACUACAGCCGCGAAAGCCGCCACAUGCGCGCCGGCCAGGCUCUCCUGGAGGCGAUACAGGAGCAGGCGGACGCGCCAAGCUUCUCACGGGCCUUGCAGGUGCCAGGCAGCUUCCAGCACCAACACGCAGUCUUAGUCUUGCAUGUCUGGCUGGUGCUGCAGCGGCUGCGGUCAGAAGGAAAGGACGGCAAGCACCUGGGGCAGGCCAUGUACGACGGCUUUCAGGAUGACGUGGAGAAGAGAGCGAGGGCCACCGGGGCCAAGGUGCGCUUUAGUAAGUUUCUGAAGGAGUAUGAGGAGCAGUUUUACGGAUCAAGCCGAUCCUAUGACCGUGCAAUGGAGGGACAGACCGACCUCGCAGCCGCCUUGGCGAGGAACGUGUACAUGAUGGACCCAGAGAAGCAGGAGGCUGCCAAUCUGAUGGCAAGAUACGUUCGACGGUCCAAGGGCAAGCAAACCAGUGAUAAUCGGAUAGCCAUCCUCUUGGGAGCCGUAGCCGUCGCUCUGGGGGCAUGGGCGUGGCGGAGCUACAGGACCAGGGAUGGCCCUGGUGAUGACAAGGCACCUGGUGCCAGUCCCUUCAAGUUCCCCAAGUCCGCCAAGGCAAGUGCCCAGAGCAGCGGCAACAACAAGAAGAACAAGGCCAGGAAGAGGGAGGAGCGGGAGCGCAGGGCAGAGAAGCGGGAACAGAGGCCGGCCGCCGCGGCGACAGCCAAGGGCCCGGACGGCAGCGCCCAGCCUGCCGGUGCCCCAGGAUCAGGCACCUCCGUCAUGAACUACACCUACUUUGACAGCGCGCGGAGGGACACGGUGCUUAGCGCGGCGCCGCGCAGGGCGGCGCUCACCGCCGCCGACGUGGCUGCCCUGGACGAGAAGCGGGGAGAAGCCGGUUCCAAGCCCCGAUGA